AUGUCAUACAUGGACCCCGGAUCUGGAGACCACGAUGUGCAGCAAGAGAGAGUGUCGGCCAAAGACAUUGGUUUCUAUUGUUAUGAUAUGUUUCUCAUGAAUAACACGGAAUUCAAAGACUUUAUGGACUAUUGCAAAGUCUCGUCAGCCCUGGUAAUCGACAACAUAACUGAUAUAGAGGACUAUAAAUGUGAACCCGGAUCAUUUAUAACGCGAAUCACGUACAACGAGAUCAUAACCAAACCAUUUGCGUGCUAUGGGUACGCGGGAUUCACAAACAACGUUACGUUCAAUGGCCAUAAGGGGGACAUAUCGGUGCCGUUAUGGUCGCCACAACAUCAGGGAAUUUAUAGCACUAAUAAUGGCAACUUUGAGUACAUGGAGUGCGGAGUGCUAUCUGGCGGCCCGUGCGAUGGCGACACCAUUUGGGACACCGGCUUAUGGAUGGCUACCGACCAGAGCGGGUGCGGCAGUAGUACCGGUCUUAAGGCGUUAAAAGGAUUGUAUGCGGGGUUUGAGAUAGUGGUUCUAGCUCAAUUCUAA
This is a messenger RNA of Oppiella nova, 543 nucleotides long. The record is from the annotation of a GenBank genome assembly. Lineage: Eukaryota; Metazoa; Arthropoda; Arachnida; Sarcoptiformes; Oppiidae.